Messenger RNA from Spodoptera frugiperda (fall armyworm), 519 nucleotides. RefSeq lists its product as uncharacterized. The transcript has 3 exons. The record is from RefSeq and is a predicted model, not a curated record. NCBI's taxonomy places the organism in Eukaryota, Metazoa, Arthropoda, Insecta, Lepidoptera, Noctuidae. The coding region runs from base 149 to 466 and encodes 105 amino acids.
AAUUAAAAAUCUUAAAUAUUUGUCAUUUUGUCAAUAUUGGACAUUUGCUAAUGUAAACAAGAAUUCGAGGACAUAAUUUGAUUUAAUUAUUUUAUCAAGGAUUCAGAUUGUAUCUUAAUUUGGAAUAAUAGAUAUAUUUAGAUAAACAAUGUCGGAUGCAAACGAACGAGAAGAUGCUGCAGGAGAAUCUUUAGAAGAAGCGGGAGCUCUAGAAGCAGAUGUUGGGGCUAAAUUUGACCAGCAGCUUGCGAACAUCGAUCCUAAGCUGAAGAUAGACCUGGAUCCCUUGGCACAUCACCACCUUCGUCCAGAAAUGAUGUUCAUCCGUGAAGAGUUGCGCCAAGCGAAGUGGCAGACGUUGGCGGUACGCCGCACUGCUCUGAAGAAACUUCUACUGAAGGAUUUCAUGCAAGAAGAUUGUGAACUGAGGAAUAUUGGACUCGCCUACGCUCCUCCGGAUCCCUGAGACUGUUACCAAGUUUUAUGCGAAGGAACGAAUAAAGUUUUCGAAUCAUAAAA